GUCGUUUUAUAGGUGAAAAAGUGAUCAUUUAAAAUAAAAAUACGUUCCAAAUGACAAAUGUUCCUCUCGUUUUGUCAUUAGUAUUUGCCUUUGAGUGAAAUUUCAAAAGUAUCCCAUUGUAACAAUUUGUCACAUUGUUUGUUAUCGAUGCAAAGCAUUCUAUCCACAGUUAACAACUUUGCUUUGCUACAGUAUAUAAAAUUGGACAAAUUCAAAGCUCACUAAUAAUCAUAUUGAUUGUUUGUGACUGGUUUCGAUUGACGAAAUCCAUUGUUAAAAAAUGGAUUCAAAGAUAUUUUUUAUUCUUUUUGUUUCCAGUGGUUUUUCCUAUAUCGCAUAUGCUAUAUCUUGCAUCAAAUGUAAAGACGUGAAAUCAAUAUCAAGUGUGGAGAAGGAAGGGAAUUAUAUCUCACAUGAAUGCGAAUAUGUGUCAGACUCCUGUUUUGUUCACAUUGCCAAUCAGACAACUGUGCGCAGAGGUUGUUUGAAAGAAUCUAUCCAAUCGCUUUUCAGUGAAGGAAUUAACCUAAUCGAUGACUGCAAAGAUAAAUAUACAUGCCAAUUGUGUUUAGACAGAGACGAUUGUAAUAAUAUAGAAGUCCGUGACGAAUCCUGUAUUGACUGCCAAACUGAGACCGAUUUGAAUUGCACGCAUGAGCUUAAUGAAAAAAUGAGCAGAACAUGCCAACGGUCAGUAGAGCCAAGAGGGUGUUAUCUCCGAAAGGCCAGCUUGUCCAAUAUCCAACGAGGCUGUCUGUCUGAUCUUGAUGAAGAUGAGCGCGAAAUCUGUCUCAAAGAAGGAUCAAAGUGUAAAACAUGUGUUGGUAAUAAUUGCAAUUUGGAAAUGAAGUUUCAAUCUUGUUACGUUUGCGACACAAAUGUGGAUGGCGAGAAUUGUAAAAGCAAUGUCCCAGAUACCAUGACAAAAUUGUGUCAAAAUCACUUAGCUGAAUGUUUCAUAAAUGUUGAAAACAAUACCGUUUCUCGUGGUUGCCUGGGUGAAGAUAUGCCAGAGGAGAGUUGUACAUCAGGCAAAUGCUCAAAAUGUUCACGUUUGUCCGAUUGCAAUGGUGAAAAUAUCCACGCGGAAAUGUGCAUUACUUGCGACUCUGCGACAGAUCCAGCGUGUCAAACGAAUGCAACACAUUUUGCUAAUCAGGCAUGUCCGCUUUCUGCUGGUCCAGAAGGAUGCUAUCAUCACAUAGGUGCCGAUGGUCACCAUAUAAGAGGAUGUGUGAGUAGUUUGUAUGCAGAGCAAAAACACGAAUGCCAGCGAAACAGUACCACUUGCAAAACCUGUCUUGGAAACAAAUGCAAUUCGAAGAGUGCUUUUACACAAUGUAUGACAUGUAAUUCAGCAUCGGACCCGAAUUGUAUUGAACACCAUGGCAAGGCUUCAAUUAAAACUUGUCAGACUUAUGACGAUGAGUGCUUUGUAUUCACACGAAACAAUUUCGUACGGCGAGGAUGUUUGGAGGAAAUGAAUCCAGAAUUGUUGUCCGAUUGUAUAGCGACUUACAUGCAGGCCAAAUGUCAAACAUGUAAAAAUGACGAUGGAAGUGCCUGUAAUAACCACAAUCUAACUGAUACAUGUAUUGAAUGUGAUUCAAGUAAUGAUGUCCGUUGCCGCGAUGAUCCAGCAUCAAUGAUUCCGAGAAUUUGUUCGGUAAAGGCUAACAAAUCAGCUGGUUGCUACUUACACAAACAUGGUGAUACGUUCAGACGUGGAUGUUUGGAAGAUUUGGAUACAAAGCAUCAACAUGAAUGCUACAAACAGUCUGAUACAUGCAAGAGUUGCUUUGGAAGAAAUUGCAACACAGCCAAAAACUAUAAGACCUGUUAUGUGUGCAAUAGUAGGAAUGAUCCUUAUUGUGCAAAAGCCUCAGACUCAACACAUACAUCGUCCUGCUUGAAUUAUCUAAGUUCAUGUGUAACUGGCAUUGAAAAUGGAUACACAUAUCGAAACUGUACGGAAAAUAUUGUAACAAAUGAGAAAACAGUCAAAAAUGAACUGGAAAUUUGCUCAAGUGAUAAAUGUAAUGGAAUAGUAUUACCCCCACAACGUUUGCAGUGCUAUCAAUGCAGCGGCAACGAAGAAUGUGGAAAUAUCUCAAAGAAUUCUAACAUCACCGCGGGGCCAUGCCAAUUUUACUCUGAACUUGAUCAGUGUUAUACAUUGAUGAACUACGAUCAUACCGUGCAUCGAGGUUGUAUUAGUGACCUUGACACCUAUCGCUUUCUGUGUGACAAAAAAGGAGUUCUGUGUAAGAAAUGCAAUCAAAGUGGAUGUAAUUAUGGCAAAAUCGAACCUGAUUCGCAUGCCAUUGAAACUGAAACUCCAAUUGCUGUAGACGGAAAUACCAUCAAUAGUCAACCAAUUCAAAGUGUGACGGAAACGGCUGAUAAUUCUAGCAAUAAACUUACCGGCAGUUUUAUACUGAUUACACUAAUUUUAAUCAAAUUUUUUUGAAUGUUGAAUUGAAUGGAAUAACGUUUUAAAGUUAGGAAACUGACUCAAUUAUUUGAGAAACGUUCAAUAUAUAGUUGUUCCAAGAAAUCAUUUGGAAAUGACGGUGUUUCAUAUUUCCUAUUGAAAAAUAUUGCAGCUGGUGGUUUUUGUAGAUACAUAGCGAUACUUUUAAUGAAAAAUAAUUCGUAUGGAUUAGUAAUAGGCUUGAAAAAAUACAGGCAAUAAAACUAGAAACAGAAUGACUUUAGUUGGAAAUUAAUUUUGACGGUUAAUUCGGAUUUGGACCGGGACUGACUACGUGUCAUGUUGUAUUUAAAAUAUCAUCACAAAUUGCUAGUGGUUAAAUGCCCAUCCCAGUGAUUGAAAUAGCCGGUAGUUCUGAAUGUGAAAAUGCAACUCCAAAUCUGAAUAACGACUCCAAAUCUGAAUAACGGUUAUGAUUUGCAUAAUUUUACACUCAAAUUUCAGGUCACUACUUAGUUACUUUUAUCAUUUGAAGCCCAAUAAAAUUGUUUGGAGUGAAGGGUUCAAAAAUACCAAUAUUCUGUGGAAUUCUUGGACUUUUCAAACUAUUCUAUUGGGUUCCAGCACAAAAAUCCGGAUGCCAUUCUAUUGCGAUUCAAUCGCUAUUUUUGUCCAAUUUUUUUUUUAUUGAUUCGGCUCAUUUAUGCAAGUAGAGACCAUUUGAACAUUUGUGUUGUUUAGAUAGCUUCACCUUGAGUUGUAGUCGUUUCACAAUUAAAAUCAUUACACGCAUGUCAAA
Sitodiplosis mosellana (orange wheat blossom midge) is the source of this 3233-nucleotide messenger RNA. RefSeq names its product proprotein convertase subtilisin/kexin type 5-like. The transcript is spliced from 4 exons. The coding region runs from base 281 to 2470 and encodes 729 amino acids. The record is from RefSeq and is a predicted model, not a curated record. Lineage: Eukaryota; Metazoa; Arthropoda; Insecta; Diptera; Cecidomyiidae.